UAUUCAGUACAUAUUGCGCAGCCUAUCGUGCUGCAAGCUAAGACUAUAAAAUAAUUGUUUUUAACUAAAUUGAGAAACUAUUCAAAAAAUAUAUACAUUGUUAAUAUAUUCCUACAAUUGUUUAAGGGUUUGAAAUAUGUAUUUACCAUACACACAACUGCCCGAUCCAACGGACAAAUUCGAAAUCUAUGAAGAAAUUGCUCAGGGCGUCAACGCAAAAGUAUUUCGGGCAAAAGAGUUAGAUAAUGAUCGAUUAGUUGCCUUGAAAAUUCAGCACUAUGAUGAGGAACACCAAAUAUCGAUUGAAGAAGAGUAUCGUACUUUACGUGAUCACUGCAAUCAUCCAAAUCUUCCCGAGUUUUAUGGAGUCUACAAGCUUGAAAAGUCUAAUGCCCCUGAUGAAAUUUGGUUCGUCAUAGAGGGAAAUAAAUUACUACUUUGCUACCAAUACACUCACUCAUAUAACUCGACAACAGACAACAAAAUUUUAUGAUUCAAUUGAUUCAGCAUUUAAAUUGUGUUCAAAAAGAAAAAUUUAGUUGUAAAGGAAAAUUAAUCAAAAAAUGCAGCAUCAGAUAGAAUAUUAAUAAUUUCCGAUUAAAAUUUGACAGCUUCAGAUUUUAUACUCUUGCAACAUGUUGCUGUUAUACAAUAGUUUUGUUCACCUAACGGUUGUUUGUAUCACCUAAAAUUAUCGAGUUAGAUAUGGAGUAAUAUAUUAUAUAUAUGUAAAUUAUCAGGAUGGUGAGAGGAGUUGAAAUCCGAGUGACUGUCUGUCUGUCCGUCCGUGCAAGCGAUAAGUUGAGUAAAAAUUGACAUGUCUUACUGCAACUUGACACACGAGUUCCCUGGCAAGAAAGUGAGAACGAGUUCGUAGAUGGGCGUAAUCCGAUGGGCUAUAUCACAGAAAUUCGCACAGGACAUAUCAUUUCGAUACCUCUUGCGACAGUAUGAAAAAAUGUGAAACGCUCAAAUAAACGAUUUUUUAGGUUUUUUAUUUUUAUCUUGUACAAAUUUUUUUUCACGAAAUUUGUGGUAAGCUUACCUUCUUAUACUCCCAAAUACAAAAUAUUUUUUUUUAAUUUAAUGUUUUUUCUCCUCUAUUUUAACUUAAUAUCGACCAAAUAUCUUUAUUUUCAAUCAAAAAUUCUCAAGUCAAAAUAUACGAUUAUUUUAAGGAGUCAGUCGACUUUAUAUAUUUAUGUUUUAGUUUCUACUUUUUUGUGUAAUAAAAAUGAUAUACAUUUCUUUCAAAAAAAAAAGACAACCCUAAAUAGCUCAAAAACGAUUUGAAACUGCUUUUUCUAUUUCAUUCACCCAUUACGUCUUAGCAGCUGUAAAAAAUCUGUUUUGAAUAGUUUUCUUGGUUUUUUGGUUGUAUUUUUUGAGAUAGUAGUAAUGUAUAUAAUGUUUAUACCGUCACAAAUUUAUAUUAAGUCAAAAUAGAGGAAAAGAAAUUAAUUUCUUAAGUAAAAAAAAAUGCAAUGUACUUGGGGCAUAAGAAGAUAAAUUUACACGAAAUUUCGUGAAAGAAAACAUUUUUUGGAUAAGAUAAAACCACAAAAUCCAAAAAUUUGGUUAUUUGAACUUUUCACAUACAUUUUGAUGUUAAGAAUAUAAAAAUAUAUAAAAAAAGUUUCGUUCGGUUUUUUAUUGAUUUUUCAAAAGAUUAUAACUUUGUGUACAUUUUUCCGAUUUAAGUCAAAUAUGCGCCGUUCUGUUCGUAAACUUGUUGCCAACGAGAUGCCAACUUCAUUAUACCCCUCUCGUAGAAGACUGCAAAAAAGCUCGGAGAGCCAAUUUUCACAGGCCUCUCUUGAGGCCAACUUCUCACCAUUAAGCACGUUCGCCAUGGACAGGAAAAGAUGGUAAUCACUUGGUGCCAGGUCCGGACUACAAGGUGGGUGCAUUAGAACCUCCCAUCCGAGCUCCAGGAGCUUCUGGCGAGUCACCAAAGACGUGUGUGGCCUGGCGUUGUCCUGAUGGAACACAAUUCGGCCUCUGUUGAUCAAAGAUGGCCUCUUCUGGAUGAGUGCUGCCUUCAAGCGGUCCAGUUGUUGGCAGUAGAGGGCCGAAUUGAGCGUUUGGCCAUAGGGGAGCAGCUCGCAAUAGUUGAUUCCUUGCCCAUCCCACCAAACAUACAGCAAAACCUUCCUGGCCGUUAAUCAGGUCUUGACCACCAUCUGGGCCGCUUCCGCGAGCUUUGACCACGACCGUUUGCGCUCGAUGUUGUCAUAAGUGACCCAUUUUUCAUCGCCAGUCGCAAUCCACUUCAGAAACGGGUCGGUUUUCUUGCGAUUCUGCAGCGAUUUGCAGAUGGAAAUUCGAUCCAUCAUGUUUUUUGCGUGAGUUCGUGUGGCACCCAAACAUCGAGCUCCUUUUUGAAUCCAAGGUUAUGCAAAUGGUUCCAAACGAAUUUCUGGCUUAUCUUUAGUUCCUCAGCAAUUAAAUAAGUGCUCACGUGACGGUCUGUUUCCACUAUUUCCAUGAUUUUAUCGCAAUUUUCAACGACAGGCCUCCCGACGCGUGGUGCAUCUUUGACAUCGAAAUUACCGGAACGGAACCUAGCAAACCACUUUUGUGCUACAUGUUCGUUUACAGUAUCGGGCCCAUAAACUAAAUUAAUUUUUUUAGCCGCUUUGGCUGCUUUUUCGCUUUGAUCGAAGAAAAAUUGUAAAAUAUAGCGAAUUUUCUCUUUGUUGGUGUCCAUCUUUGACGAGCGCUCACAACGAACUGAGUAAAUCAAUCGAAAAACUAACAAAAAGACAAACUUUUAGCGCGAAAAAACACGUUUUCAGCGCCGUAUAGUAUGACAUGAUGCGACACGUAACACUAGUACUAUGGACAAUAACCUCAUCUCUUAGAUAAUAACCGAACGAACUUUUUACUUGACCUAAUAUAAUAAAAGUUAUCUAUUUACCAAUCUACUGCGGCGUAUGUAAACGGACGGCACUUCUAUAGGUUCAAUAUUCCAUUUGCAGCGAUGAAUAUUUUAUUACCAUAUCUGUUCUACACUCGUGCUGUUACCUAUGACGACGAUCUCGGAACAGAGCGAAAAUGACAAAUGCCAGUCCAGUACCAGACGUACCACGCAUUUAUCAGGGAGAGUUAUGUUUAGAACGUCUGUUGUUCUACUUAGAAUCUGGCUGGCUAGAUAAAUAUACAUAUUUAUUUUUAGAAUUUCGUAAGCAUCGAUCAAAUAGUUUUGAGUUAUCUCACAGCACUAUAAGUGCUUCUGAACCAAAUAAGGUUAAUAAGCGACCUGAGUGCUUUUUUUUUAAAGUGAGCUAUGUUAAUUCUGAAAGCAGAACUAUCCAAGAACGCUGACAGACAUGCUACUUUCGCGGCUAAAGUUUUUUUCCUUUACUGAUGUUAACAAAAGGCGAUUGUUGUAACUUCUUUUUGGUAAAUAAACUGCAUAUCCGUGUUAUAUUGCCUAAGUUCAAUGUCUCUUAAAGGACAUUGUUCACUCGAGAAGCAUAUGUGCAAUAUGUUGUAAAAUUGUAAUAUAUUUGUAAACGCCUUUAUAGUAUUGCAGUGGGGGUACAGCCGUGGAUAUGGUUAACAAAUUGGUAAAACUAGAACGGCGCAUGCGUGAGGAGCAUAUUGCCUACAUUAUACGCGAGAUAUGUAGAGGCGCUAUCGAGCUAAAUAGAAACCACGUGAUACAUAGGGAUAUCAGAGGUGAUAAUAUACUUCUUACUAAAGAUGCACGAGUCAAGCUAUGUGAUUUCGGUUUGUCACGUGAAGUUGACUCGACAUUUGGAAAACGUGGAACAUGUAUAGGAUCACCUUGUUGGAUGGCUCCGGAAGUUGUGACUGCAAUGAGUGCAAAGGACGCUGAGAUUUCCUCUAGGGCAGAUGUCUGGGCGCUAGGGAUAACUACAAUUGAAUUAGCUGAUGGCCAACCACCUUUUGCCGAUAUGCAUCCCACACGGGUUAUGUUUCAAAUAGUGCGUAACCCUCCGCCGACUUUAUUACGGCCAACUAAUUGGUCACAACAAAUCAAUGAUUUUGUAUCGGAGUGUUUGGAGAAAAAUGUGGAGAAUAGGCCAAUGAUGGUUGAAAUGAUUGAACAUCCAUUUCUGAACGAAUUGUUCGACAAUGAUGAAGAAAUGCAAGCAGAUCUUCGCGAACUAUUAGUUUUUUGUAGAGAUGCUCCACCUAUAUACAAGGAACCUGAAAUAUUUGUUGACAGAGGUUAUAUAAAACGAUUCGGAGGAAAACCGGAACGUAUGCACCCAGAAGAUUUGGCUGCAAUUGAAAAUCCAACAGACGAAAUGAUUUUAGAGUCACUACGAAACCGCAUGGAGCUCGGUGGAUCUUAUAGUUUUAUCGGUGACGUUUUAUUAUCAUUAAAUUCAAACGAUUUGCUAACAGACUUUGAUGAAGAGUUCCACAGUAAAUAUAAAUUUAAAUCGCGUUCGCAAAACUCUCCCCACAUUUUUGCCGUUGCUGAUAUUGCUUAUCAAGAUAUGAUACACCACAAAGAACCACAACACGUUGUAUUUUCAGGGGAGAGCUUUUCUGGUAAAUCAACCAACGUACGUCUGCUCAUAAAUCAUUUAUGUUACCUCGGAGCUGGUAAUCGAGGAGCUACCGUAAGAGUAGAAAAUUCUAUAGAAGCAAUUCAAAUGUUGGUCAACGCAGGUACACCUAUUAACAAUGAGUCCACACGUUGUGUGCUGCAGUACUUCCUAACCUUUGGUCAGACAGGGAAACUUAGUGGUGCUGUGUUUAAUAUGUAUAUGUUAGAGAAGCUUCGAGUUUCCACUACUGACAUGAACCAACACAACUUUCAUAUCUUUUACUAUUUCUACGAUUUUAUGAAUAGUGAAAGUCUACUAAAAGAGUAUCAUUUAAAAAGUGAGCGUGGAUAUCGGUAUCUGCGCAUUCCAGCAGAAAUGCAAUCCACUAAAUUGAAAUACCAUCGCGAUGAUCCUAUUAACAAUGUUGAACAUUACAAACGCUUCGAGAGCAUUUUGCAAGAUCUUGAUUUUAAUCACAAACAACUAGAAACAUUGCGCAAGGUUCUUGCUGCUAUUUUAAAUAUUGGCAACAUUCGAUUUCGUUCUUCUGGUAAAUAUGCAGAAGUGGAAAAUACCGAAAUGGUUACUCGCAUAGCGGAAUUAUUGCGAGUAGACGAGAAAAAAUAUAUGUGGUCAUUAACAAAUUUUAUUAUGGUUAAAGGCGGCAUAGCAGAGAGACGUCAAUACAGUACUGAAGAAGCACGUGAUGCCAGGGAUGCUGUGGCAUCGACAAUAUAUUGUCGGCUCGUCGAUUGGAUAAUUAAUAAGAUAAAUAUGAAUUUAUCAUUUCCUCGUGCUGUCUUUGGUGACACUAACGCCGUCGUUGUGCAUGAUAUGUUUGGAUUUGAAUGUUUUCAUAGAAAUGGUUUAGAACAGCUGAUGAUAAAUACUUUGAAUGAGCAAAUGCAGUAUCACUAUAAUCAACGAAUUUUUGUAAACGAAAUGCUCGAAAUGGAAGCAGAUGAUAUACCCACGGACAAUUUGAAUUUCUAUGACAACAAGACGGCUCUUGAUAAUUUGUUGACAAAACCAGAUGGGCUCUUUUACAUAAUAGAUGAUGCUUCCCGAACCAGUCAAGACCAAGAUCUUAUUAUGGACCGUGUUGUAGAAAAGCAUAGUCAAUUCGUUAAGAAGCACACAGCUACCGAAAUAUCAGUCGCGCACUACACCGGGCGAAUAAUAUAUGAUACACGGGCCUUCACAGAUAUCAACCGUGACUUUGUGCCUCCAGAAAUGAUCGAAUCUUUUCGAUCUUCGAUGGAUGAAAAUAUAAUGAUGAUGUUUACGAAUCAACUAACAAAAGCAGGCAACUUGACAAUGCCAUUUGAAAGUGUACAACAUAAACCAGAAGAUUCUCAAAGAAAAUCUUAUCCACUAAAUACUUUAUCAGCCGGCUGUAUUUCCCAAGUUAAUAACCUGCGAACUUUGGCCGCAAAUUUUCGCUUCACUUGUUUAGCUCUCCUCAAAACUUUGACACUUAAUAAUAAUUUGGGCGUACACUUUGUUCGGUGCAUAAGAGCGGACUUGGAAUAUAAGCCGCGAGCGUUUCAUAGUGAUAUGGUUCAACAACAAAUGAAGGCUCUUGGGGUAUUGGAUACAGUGAUCGGCAGACAACGAGGCUACUCUUGUCGGAUCACAUUUCAAGAGUUUCUUAGACGUUAUCAAUUUUUAGCAUUCGAUUUUGAUGAAACUGUGGAUAUUACCAAAGAAAACUGUCGUCUAUUAUUGAUUCGUUUAAAAAUGGAAGGCUGGGCUAUUGGAAAAACUAAAGUAUUCUUACGAUAUUAUAAUGACGAAUUUUUGGCAAGAUUGUACGAAGUUCAAGUGAAAAAAGUGAUUAAAGUUCAGUCAAUGAUGAGAGCGUUGCUAGCACGAAAGCGAAUGAAAGGGGGCAAGGAUCCCAAAAAAGCAAAAGGAAUCACUCGUAAUGAUGAGGCAGCCACUAAAAUACAAAAAGCUUUUCGUGGAUAUCAUGACAGACAACGUUUUCAGCCCUUGGUCAAUGAAAAAACGGGCCACUUGAAUGAAGAAACGGCGGUAUUUAUACGAGUGUAUGCUAAAAAGUGGCGAGAAAAAUCUUUAUUUCAAGUCUUGUUGCACUAUCGUGCAGCAAGAUUUCAGGAUUUCGUUAACUUAGCACAACAGGUACACAUAUAUAAUCAAAGAUUUUUCGCUGGAAUAAAUAAAUGUACACGUAACGUACCAUUUGAUCGGAUAAACACGCGCGAAGUGAACUCUUCUCAACUAGGGCCAUUGCCUAUCCCGACAAAAAAGUUACCGUUCCGAUUAGAUCAAAUUCCUUUCUAUGAUACCCAAUAUAUGGUUAAUGCAGCUAAUUCAAUAUCUAGACAAAGUUUCUCAAAUACUUUAAUCACUUAUGACGACGAAGAUCCUUGGGAUAGUCCGCUACAGCGAAACCCUUCAAUGACUUCUUGUUUACUUACAUACAACGCGUAUAAAAAAGAACAAGCAUGUCAGACGAAUUGGGAUCGGAUUGGGGAGAGUGACGUAAUCUACAAUCAAAACUACUACCGAGACCCACAGCUUGUAAAAAGGAAUCAAGUACAAAUGAACAUGAAUGCGUAUAACAACUAUAAUCAGUACAACAAUAAUUAUAACAAUGUACCUUCAAAUAUGUGGAGCAAUCGAACAGGUUCGCGUCGAAACUCCUUAAAGUCAUACUUUGCCCCACCACCACCGCCUAUGCCGCCCGCAAAUAUGGUGUACCGCAAUGACCCCGAUCAGGCACGUACAAUGCAGCAGAAUCCAAACCAAUUGAGUCAUACAAAUCAAAGCUCUCAACAACGCUCUUCGUUUGUACCUUCAGACCCAAUACGAGAAUUGAAGGACUUUGUGCGUCGUUCUAAUGAUGAGGAUAGUUCUGAAGACCCUCCAUUUAAUUUCAAGGCAAUGCUUCGUAAAACGAAUUAUUCUCGUCCUGAUUCCACUGUUUAUGAAUUUAAUAAUCAGAUGCCAAAUAAUAACAACGAAAAUAUAAGAUUUCAACCAUCAAAACUUCGCUCUACAGCUCACCGUCCCGAUGAUUAUAAUAAUCACAAGUUGAAUUCAAGUGAUCAGCAUAACUUUGUAAACCGAGCACCCUCUUUAAAGCAGACGGUUGUAGGAAAAAGUUUCGAUAACACAGAUGCUAAGUCGUUUGAGGAAGCUGGUUCAUAUGUCGAGGAGGAGAUUGCACCAGGUGUUACAUUAUCUGGAUAUGCCGUUGAUAUUUAAUACCCUGUUUUAGAGAUUUUUUUUAGUAAAUAAGGUAAUUUACGCAAUAUUGUGGUAGCGGAGAAAGUCUUCGCCGUACCAAUAAAAAUAAUACAUAAA
Messenger RNA from Bactrocera oleae (olive fruit fly), 7862 nucleotides. The record is from RefSeq and is a predicted model, not a curated record. Lineage: Eukaryota; Metazoa; Arthropoda; Insecta; Diptera; Tephritidae.